Messenger RNA from Macrosiphum euphorbiae (potato aphid), 1368 nucleotides. Lineage: Eukaryota; Metazoa; Arthropoda; Insecta; Hemiptera; Aphididae. The record is from the annotation of a GenBank genome assembly.
AUGACUCAUCGUGGUGGCGUCGGACGCAACAAACGAAAAUCAACACCACCUUAUCCAACCGAUAAAAAGGGUCGUAUUCGGGCCUUCUCACCUCCAUCAUUGCCAUUAAACUCAUGCCUUAAAGACUUACCUGCCACAUCGAAAAAACGCAAAGCAAGCCAGUCCAGCACUGUCUCACCUCCUGAAAAUUCAACUCUGAAGAAGCUGGUCUUGGCCACCAAUUGUUCACCAAUUCCGGACACGAAUAUUACCACUUACAGCAACAACCGUUCUCGUUCCGUUUCUAUGGACGAAUCUGAGUAUUCCGAUUCUAAUGAUACCAUGUCUACUCCUCCUUCGGACACUGACGAGACAAACAAAAAAUCAGCUAAAAAUUACCCACAAUCCGACAAUAAACGCUCCACCCGUAUACCACCAAUUCUGAUCCAAACAACCUCUGACAAUCCAUGGCGGAAAAUAGCAAAAGCCAUGUACACAAAAAACCAAGGUCUCGACCAAGUGACCGCAAAAACUACAUCGAUUCCUUUACAAAUCCAAAUAAACUGCCCUGAAGAGUCCUCAUUCAGACUCGUCCAACAAUUCAUGACCAUCAACAAAAUCAGCUUCCACACCUUUGCAUUACCCAAAGAACAAUCUCUUAAGAUUGUAAUUAAAGGUGUUCCACUUGAUAUUACUGACGAUGAACUCAUGGAAGAACUUCUAGAGGAAGGUUUCAAACCAAAUUUUGUCCGUGCUUUCGUAAAAAAUGAUAAAAGACUUCCAAUCCACAUGGUCUCCCUAAAACGCACAGAAAAUGUGAAAGAAAUAUUUGAAACCACUGAACUUUUCUACGUCCGAGUAAAAAUAGAACCAUAUAAAUCAACGGGUCCCGCCCAAUGCUUUUCAUGCCAGAGAUUUGGCCACUCAUCACUCCAGUGCGGACACCCUCCAAGAUGCGUUAAGUGUGGAGCAAACCAUUCAAACAAGGAAUGUAAGAAACCGAAAGAAGAUACCCCAACCUGUUGCAACUGUAAUGGAAAACACACCGCAAACUAUAGGGGCUGCCCAUACUACACAGAUAUUUACAAAGGAAAAAUAGACCACUCCAGAGAAGCAAGAAACAAAUCCAUACAGACAGCGAUACCAACGCCUAUACCACUACCCGCAACACACGAAACGACCAUAGCAUCAACAAUUAAAUCUUACGCGAGCGUAACAAAACACCAAGCAGAAAAGCCAGAACCUACAAUAAACGCAUCCAAGCUCUUGCAAAUAAUCAAAGACCUCCUUACAACAGCUCAAGAAAGUGAAGACGUCGCAUCAAAAAAUGCGGUCAUCACAACAGUCCUGAGAAUCAUAAAUGCCAUCCCUACAUCCCAUGAUGAAUGA